CCCUUUAAGGGAGAAAGCGCGCUCCCGACUGCGACCUUUUAUUUAUUGUUGCUCUUGCGCGAGAAGCGGCAGUGAACGGAAAUCCAGUUCAUGUAGAUAUUUUAUAUGUGUAUAUUUUGUUUAGGAUUUUCUGAAAAAAAGAAAACUGAUAUGGAAGACAGGGAUGUGCUGAUCGCAGUGUUUCGGUGAGAGGAGAGGGGACUUGGUAGGAUAAACAUCCCAUCUGCACUUGUCUUAGAAAAAAAAAGGCUGAACAAUGGAGGACAAGAGAAAGAAGAGGAGUCCCAAAGUGUCCCUUCCGCAACCACCACCUCCGCCAGUAAACCCACGCAAACUUUCCGUCCUCCCGGCCAGCAAGAGCGCCACCUUCUCUCUGGGUCUGCCUCAGCCACCAUCCCCUAAACCCCGGGGCAAGUACAAAAGAUCUGUUGGAGCCAUGGGGACAACCAAAGAAGUCCUCACUGUCCCCGUGCUUCCACCCAAGCCUACAAGUCGGCCUCACAGAGAAAAACCCCGAGCACCUCAGCCGGCCGGCCCCAGCCGGGUCGCCCCGUCCUCCUCUCCUCUGCAGCACUCCUUCCUCACUGACGUCUCAGAUGUAAGAGAGAUGGAGGGAGGACUCCUCAACCUACUCAACGACUUCCACUCAGGAAAACUGCAGGCCUUUGGUAAGGUGUGCUCAUUUGAGCAGCUCGAGCAUGUGAGGGAGAUGCAGGAGAAACUGGCUCGCCUUCAUUUCAGCCUUGACAGCCAUGUCGAGGAGCUUUCUGAGGACCAGAGGAAAAGCGCUUCAGACCGCAACCUGGAGCACCUUCUCUCAAAUCUGGAAGAGCUCAGUAGCUCCAUACAGAAGUUACACCUGGCAGAGAAUCAGGACUUGCCCAAGGCCUCUGAUCCAUGAGACGGAAAGCAAACCAUAGCAACGUGCUUUCAUCAUGGAGCUGCUGAUUCAGCUAAGCUAAACCUACAGUGAAGAAGUGGACCGCAAAAAAGAGUGUAUAAAAACAAUGGCACCAAUGGCACCAAGCUCAAAAACUGCUAGCUAGUCCUCACUUGUUUUCUUCACAGACACCCUCUGAUUUCUUCUUUAAAGGACCAUUUCUGGUUACGUUUUCAUGCGUGUUUGCUUGGUGAAUAUUCCGAUGAAAGGAAUGACAAGAUGGCUCCACCAAAAACAGGAUUUUUGGUGUGUUCAGUUAGAAACCAUAGGAAUAUAUGAGGGAAAUUUGAAUCCUGUUGCAUAUCAGGAUGCCUUUUAUAUCCACAUUAAACCAUUUCUUUCAGUAGGCA
Molecule: messenger RNA, 1290 nt
Organism: Silurus meridionalis
Lineage: Eukaryota; Metazoa; Chordata; Actinopteri; Siluriformes; Siluridae
Gene: ccdc28b
Product: coiled-coil domain containing 28B
Exons: 6
Coding region: 257-901 (214 amino acids)
Source: RefSeq, a predicted model, not a curated record